AAUAUUGGCUAAUAUCACGAGGUGCAAAUACUAGGAGUCUUGGUAUUUGUUGCUUUGUGUUUUGCUUGGUGGCUGACUGGGCGUGACUCCUUGGAUGAAAUCUCAACUGACUACCACAUUUUAUCUUUCUUUCUUUCUUUCCUUUCUUCUUUAUCCCUUGAUACUACCUAUUGCCUUCUUUCUUUUAUGUCUUCGUGCUUUCAACACAGCACAUAAUUAGUUAUUCUAUCAAGCAAACGAUACUUACUAUUGAUACUAUCACAAUCACAACAAUGGCCACCGUCACCUUCGCUUGUCAACCUGGAGAAGAGAAUCCCACCACCACCACCAACACCACCACCAAAACCAAGACUAAGACUACCACCCUCCGCCGCUGGCUCACCUUCUCAACCUCAUCCCGUCCCUCCACCAACUCCUCCCCACGACCAAAACCACUCCGCAGACCUACCCCCAAACCCACCACCACCACCACAACCACAACCACAUCACGUCUAUACAGACGCGUAACCCUCCCACGCCGAUCCUCACGAUCCAAAACCAAACCCAGAACUAUAUCUCCCAAUGAUGAACAUACACCCAUUUCCCUACUUACAUCUAUAAACACAGACGCGAACACAACUACAAACACACCAACCCAUCCAGCAGAUACAACAACAAAUCCAACAACACCUCCACCCACAAGCCCAACAUCAACAAGAAGUAAAAUCCGAUCUCGCUCGCCCCUUUCCCCGCUGUCGCCGAUAAGUCUCAACUUCAGCACUCUGUUCAAUCUAUCGCCGCGAUCGAAGACGAUCGAGGAAUCUUCGUCGACGUACUCGUCAUCGGCGAGCUCAUCCGAAGCGCAGAUCCCGCCGCUGACGGUCUCGCAGGAGCAGCUCACGAGUUCGUAUGCGGAGUACUGCGAGGCGUUUACGGCGGGGUUGACGGAGGAGAGUUAUUUGUAUCAGGAAGGGGAAACGGGAAAGGGAUGUCAGCCGGUCAAGGAGGUUGUGAUUAAAGAGGAGAAGGAGGGAAGACAGGGGCGUUGUAUGGAGGGUAUAAAGGAAACGGAGGAAAAGGGAAAAGAAGGGGAGCAGGAGGAGAGGGCGAUUCCUGGCAAUGAUGAUCAGAGGGAGAUUCUACAUUGGUUACGGGAAUCGGAGGAUGAAGAGGGCAAUGGGAAUAGUGGCAGUGAUGGCGAUGAUGUACCGCUCCGAAUGUCUCCUCCCGCGAGGAUCCUCACGCCUGCUCGAUAUGAACAGUCGCGUCGGGCGGCGAGACAGCCCCAGCGUGGGAAGCAGGAGAAGCAGGAGCACCACGAGGAUCAGCAGCAGCAGCAGCAGCAGCAGCGACAUGCGUGGUGGACUGCACUCCGGGUGGGGUGGACGCGCAUGCGUCGCCGAACCAGCAAGGCUGCCAACCCCGACUACAAUUAGACUUAUUCCACGCUGCACUGCAUAAGACAAGAAUCAAUCAAUAAAUUCGUGCAACGUCGCUAGCCCAAUGGGAUCCCCAGAAAUGGCCGCAAGGGAUGUCGAUGCACCCGUCGGUUGCAAUCACAAGAAACGCGCACACAGGGGUAUCCCGAGCAUCUUAUUACAUACAGCCUAUGCCGAUACAACAAAGGAAAAAUGCCGCGACAAAGGAAAAUCUUCGUCCCCUCUCUCUUCUCAUAGCCUCACCACUGGUCAUGCAACAUUCCA
This is a messenger RNA of Aspergillus welwitschiae, 1682 nucleotides long. RefSeq lists its product as uncharacterized. The record is from RefSeq and is a predicted model, not a curated record. Bases 273 to 1415 code for a protein of 380 amino acids. The transcript has a single exon. NCBI's taxonomy places the organism in Eukaryota, Fungi, Ascomycota, Eurotiomycetes, Eurotiales, Aspergillaceae.